AUGAGUGACCCUGCCCAGCCCACACUCCUGCAGGAGGCAGUGCAGAGGCUGCUGAAGAAUGAGGCCUUGGCCAUCUGUGCUCUAGAUGACCUGCCUGUGGAGUUCUUCCCACCACUGUUCAAGGAGGCCGUCACUGGCAGACAGACUAACAUGGUGAGGGCGAUGGUGGCAGCCUGGCCAUUUCACUGCCUCUCCAUGGGGACUCUGAUGGAUACCUCACACAUGGAGACUUUGAAGGCUGUGCUCCAGGCCCUGGAUUUUCUGGUUACACACAAGGUUCGCCCCAGCAGGUGGAAACUCCAAGUGCUUGAUUUGCAGAGAGUGCACCAGGACUCCUGGGAUGGACAGGCUAGAGCCAUAGAUGUCAGCUUCACCCCACAGGCCCCGAGUCAAGAGGAAACUAGGGAACAGGAUCCAAAGUGUGUGGUGAAGUGGCCCUUGAGGGUGUUAGUGGACUUUGACCUCUGUGGGGAGUGCCUCAAGGAAGCUGACAAAUGCCUGUUAAAGUGGGCCAGGCUGAGAAAAGGCUCAGUGCAGCUGUGUUGUAGGGAGCUGAAGAUCACAGCAUCACAUGUCUACACUGUCAGAGAGGUCCUCAAAAUUUUAGGCAGAGACUGUGUCCAGGAAUUGGAACUGAAUUCCUGGUGGCAACAGGGAAGCCCUGACUGGUUUGCACAUUACCUGGAGCAGCUGGGAAAUCUUUGCACUCUCCCUCUGCUGGGAAUCUUCAAGAAGGUCUUCAGUGGGGACUUUGCUCCACCAGACAUGAAGAAGUGUGUCACCAAGACCAUUCCUCAGUUCCCCCAUCUCCAUCUCAAUUGUGUCCAGAAUCUCUAUAUGAAUGACAUCUACUCUCUAAAAGGCAACUUGAAAACAUUGCUAAGGUACCUAGAGACUCCCUUGGAGACCCUGUCCAUCACUCAUUCCCAGCUCUCCAACACAGACUUGGACCAUCUACCCUUGAGUGUAAACCUACAUCAGCUCAUACACCUGAAUCUCAGUGGUGUGGUGUUGUCCCAUUUAAGUACUGGGCCCCUCCAUGUUCUCCUGGAGCAAGUUGCAUCCACUCUGAAGACCCUGGAAUUGGAGGGCUGUAGGAUGAAGAUCUCCCAGCUCAGUGCCCUCCUGCCUGCCUUAAGCCAGUGUACACAGCUCACUAAGAUCAACUUCUAUGACAAUGUCAUCUCCAUGGCUGUCCUUCAAGACCUGUUUCACCACACAGCAAAUCUGAGUCAGCUGACCCUGGAGCUGUACCCUGCCCCUUGGGAGUGCUAUGAUGGCAUGGGUCAUGUCCUUGAAGACAGAUUUGCCCGACUUUGUCCUGAGCUCAUGGAUAUUCUCAGAACUAUAAGGCUGCCCAAAUCGGUGUGCUUUGCUGCAGGUGCCUGUUUUGUUUGUUAUGACUAG
This is a messenger RNA of Phodopus roborovskii (desert hamster), 1407 nucleotides long. RefSeq names its product PRAME family member 12. Bases 1 to 1407 code for a protein of 468 amino acids. Gene Ontology annotation, biological process: negative regulation of DNA-templated transcription; negative regulation of cell differentiation; positive regulation of cell population proliferation. Gene Ontology annotation, cellular component: cytoplasm. The transcript is spliced from 3 exons. NCBI's taxonomy places the organism in Eukaryota, Metazoa, Chordata, Mammalia, Rodentia, Cricetidae. The record is from RefSeq and is a predicted model, not a curated record.